This is a messenger RNA of Schizophyllum commune H4-8, 2499 nucleotides long. RefSeq lists its product as uncharacterized. NCBI's taxonomy places the organism in Eukaryota, Fungi, Basidiomycota, Agaricomycetes, Agaricales, Schizophyllaceae. The coding region runs from base 1 to 2499 and encodes 832 amino acids. The record is from RefSeq and is a predicted model, not a curated record. The transcript is spliced from 8 exons.
AUGCCUGGUCCAUCGAGCGCAGACCCGGCCACAUUUCCCGAUCGCAUUCCCUCCCACCACCACGACGACAGCGACUGGCCGUCAGCAAGGACACCUGCCCCUUAUCACCCGCCUUCAGCCAACGGACGCUCCCCUGACGCGAUGAGGUUGCGCGACCUCCUCGACCAGACGUCGGGCCCCUCAAGCAGCGACGCGCGACCUGUGGCCUCCAUCCCGCGUUCUUAUCCACCCUCAGAGCUCGAGUCCGACUACGACGAUAUACCCAACUUUGGCGGUGGCCCCAGUCUUGCACGCGAGAGCCUGAAGGCGCUUUUCAAUAGCGCGCUAGCGGACACGCCAGAGCGCACUAGACGCACCAAUGUCACCACCAGUGACAUGGAUAUGAGCCCGGGGCCCAGCAGACCAAUGCACCAGCGAAAUUGGAGCAUGAGCGACGAUGGCUCGGAGGACGCGGAGGCACCGCCAGCAUCUCUGCGUCCCAUCCCUGGUCGAAGGCAAGCCAAUAGCUCGCCCGUGGAUGACAAGCCCACCCCACGCCCAGAGCUCAAGAACCUCCUCGUAUCAGAUACUGAGAGCGAUGACACGGCUGCACCAGUUCCGCGCCACCCGAAUGCCGCCAAAGCGUCACCACCCGAGAAUACGAAUACACCCUUCCACUCUAUACACAUGUCGCCUAAUGAGUCUAAUCUCAUGGAUCAAGAUUCCGAUAUGCAGCGUGCAAUGCAGGACUACGAUAGUUACAUAGCUUCGGCAAAUAAUUCGCCAAUGACAUUCCCUUCCUCGAGAAAGCAAGCCGAGCGCCUGCCUCCCACCACUCCUUUAAAUCGUACCGGCGAAUCGGACGAACAACAGACUGCCCGGCGCCCCAAGAUGACUGUCCAGGACAGCUUGGAUAGACUCCUGCAGCGAUCAACUGCACGACCAAGUCCCAACGGCAGUCACAGCUAUUCUGGUCGGCAAACUCGCGAUGAGCACGACAACGAACGGCCACUGAGCAGGAACAAGCCCACGCCAAGAUCGAAUCCCCCGACCACUCCAGCCUUGAAGCGUCGCAGUGUCAACCUUUCAGACCUCCGGAGCAGUCCACCGGUCACGAAUGGGCACUCAAGAACCUUGACAAGAAGGACCAGCUCAAAUUCUCUGCAAAGCGAUAUGACCUCUCCGGGAAGCUCACAUAGGGGUUCCGUAAUGUCGAAUCAAGAUUAUGCCGAGCGUCGACAGUCGAUGGCGCAUGAGGAUGCGUCUGAACGCGAAAAGAGCUGGAACAAGCCCCGCCCGAGAUCGGAUAACCUGUCCCACUUCAACUUGAGCCAACUGGAUGAGCGGUCGCGCGCGCUCAGCUCGCCCUCGCGUCCUGGGUCGUCCAUGUCCCUGACGUUCGAGCAUCAAGUGCGCUCGCGCCAUCGACUUUCAACGAGCUCGUCCUUUGGCGACCUCUCCUCGAGAUCCGCGUCGCCUUCGAACUCCAUGUUCAGCGUGGACGAGGAGCGCGAAGAGAUCAUGCAGGCGGUCCAACAUGAGCGGGAACGGAACUGGGGUAGUACUCGUCCUCAAUGGCGCGCCAGGAAGUUGUCGGAAACAUUGCUAUCCAGCCGUCCACCGUCUCCGGCGGAGUCGCUUCCUGACUCUCCGAAGAUAUCGCCGUCUUUGCUUCGUAGGCGGACGGAGAGCUUGCGAAGUUCCACUGCGAGCCCUGCAGGUCUACGCAAAAGCCCGUCAUCCGCGAGCUUGCGCGCUAGUCCCUCGAUACACGCGCCUCUGCGGUCUCCCUCGCCAUCCCCAGGCCACCGAAGCAGGCGUACUUCUCUCCUCCAGACCAACGCGUCAUCGCCCGGUUUCCCUUCCUCACCUUCGAAGACCCCUUCGACAGUGCGCGGCAAGCAAAAGGCAGCGCCGGUGGACAUCUCAGACUUCUCGACUGGCUCGGCGCGCUCGACGCCAGGGACGCACUCGCGGACGUACUCCACGCCGGGGCGUCCCAGCAGUCGAUUGUCGCUGUCGAGUAGUCCGGGGAGGGCGAGUCAGAUACCGGUGUACUCGCCUGGGAAGAAGAAGAAAGCAGUGCCUGUACCGAAGGCGGUAGUCCCGGAGGAGGAAAAUUUGAGCGUGGAUUUUCCCUCGACAUCGUCUGCAAGGCAAUUGCCCAAGAUUGAGGUGUCGACUGCCGCUAAUGGGUUCGGUGACUCGGCGACAAGUAUGUGGCUCACCAGUUCUUUCCAACAGUCAGCAUCUAAUAUCUUCUUUCAGGUAGUGACGCUGAAGACAAUGCGACUCCGCGGGUGGUUGAAGAGGAGAACACGCCUACGCUUAGAACCGUGUUGCCGCCAUCAGAGGAGACACCGAGAGGAUCACCUAUCGAAGAGAGGCGUAGUAGCCCGCGUUUGCGCCCAGCGUCGACUGACGAAGCACGUCUGCACCGUACAAUUGGUUCGCCACUGUCCGUCGGGUCGUCUAUCGAGCGCUCGACUACGCCACCGCUGCCGCCCCCUCAACCGAUAG